Symbiodinium sp. CCMP2592 is the source of this 1011-nucleotide messenger RNA. The record is from the annotation of a GenBank genome assembly. Lineage: Eukaryota; Dinophyceae; Suessiales; Symbiodiniaceae.
AUGCCGCUUUCCUCCUGGCCUUGCAGCUUCUUGGCCGCAGCGGCAGGUGAAGUGCUGCUUUCGGUAGAUGCUUUGCUGGUCCGCUGCCGAGCCUCCAAAGCGUUUCUCGAGGCUGGUGAGCAGUGGGAGGCGCACGACCCCAAGAAGCUGCGCUUCUACGAGUAUCCGGACAUCCAGGCAGCGGCGGCGUUGCCGCAGCUGACGCUCAUGUUGGAUCCCGAGGCCGAGAACUACCGCGAGGUCUACAACGCUUCGUGGCAGGUGGCCAAUGUCCUGCGAGGAGAGCGCCUGGCGGUAGUGAUCCUAUCCGCCGACAUGCACAGCGCCCUGAAAUUCUUCAAGGUGAGAGUCGGAGACCUGCCAACGGCCAUGGUCGUGAAUUGGACAAACGGGCUCGGCGAGCGCCCAUACCAGUUGUUUCUCCACUCACAAGGGGCUGCCCCUCCGCUGGCCAAAACACCACUGCUGGAGUUUUCGCAGCGCUUCCUCCGAGGCGAGGUGCCCCUGUGGCAGCGUUCGGCUCCCGUCGUCGCGGACCCACGGCAGCACGAUGCCCAGGCCGGCGCCCUGGAAAUCGUCGCAUCGCAGUUUGACGAGCUAGCGCUGGACGACGGCAAGGACGUUCUGGUCAUGUUCUUUGCACCUUGGUGCGGCUUUUCCAAGCGCAUGUCGCCGCGAGUGGACGAAUUGGCACGGCACUUCCGCCAUGCGAGACAGCUGUCGAUUCUCAAGAUCGACGACACACAAAAUGAUGUGGAUCACCCGGUAAUGAAGCAAAUGAAGGGGUAUCCCUUCCUGGCCUUCUUCCCGGCGGGCAAGAAGAAUGAUGCCGUGCCCGUGCGGGUCAACGGCCGCCUGCUUGGUGACUCGGAAGCUUGGCUCAAGGAGGCAGUGCAACGCCUCCGUGCAUUGGCCACGGUCGAGCUGCCGGAAACGGCGCCUUCCCCUGAGCCGGAGGAGGAAGCCUCGGGGCUCCUCACCGACGCGGAAGAGCGCCUGGAAGAGUUCUGA